This is a messenger RNA of Lentinula edodes (shiitake mushroom), 423 nucleotides long. RefSeq lists its product as uncharacterized. The record is from RefSeq and is a predicted model, not a curated record. Lineage: Eukaryota; Fungi; Basidiomycota; Agaricomycetes; Agaricales; Omphalotaceae. The transcript has 2 exons. The coding region runs from base 1 to 423 and encodes 140 amino acids.
AUGUUUGCUCCUCCUCAGGCACCUUGGGCAUUUCCUGUCCUAUCUCUUGCAUUUCAUGGCAAUGUUGCUUGUCAUAUACUGACCAAUACUGAACAGAAAAGAAUGAUGCAGGCUACAGCAAGGAAAAUGAAUUGGCACUCUGCAACAGGUGUCGGUCAUAUCCAUCAACUUCUGUGGGCACCGUGCAACAAUAGUAGUAGUGUGGGGAAAGAGAAACUAGCCAAGGGUUUGAAUGUCGAAGGUGUUGAUGCAUUGCUAUAUGUUUGUGCAGACCUCAAUCGAGUCCCCUUGCAACUACCUAAACGAGAUGUCAAACAGAUUCUAAUCUAUCAACUGAUUGAUUUGCGCAUGACUCAGCCAUUAGAUGCCUUCUCCUGGACACCAGUUGAUUCACCUGCUGUUCUUGAUUGUGUUAGGCAUUAA